CGUGCGCGCUCCUGGCUGAAGGCGAAUGCAGUAGGCGGCGAGAAAACAAGCAGCGGUGGCGGAGACGAGAGGUGGCUCACCUACACAUCACAAGACCUUGUUUUGUAGCGGAAAUUUAACGCCCUGUCGGGUCGUGUCACCGCUGGAGACGACGAAGAAGGUUCACGGGCAGAAACAAAGGGAUGCCGUGUAGACUCGGCUGGUGACUUGUCUGCAACCUCCACUUUGCUUGUCCCAGGAGUCGGCCAGUUGGGAAGCAGAAUCCUGCCUUCCCCUUUUCUCAGUUUUAGCCUUUGCCUGAACAAAUCAAACGCAAACCAUUGGAUACACAGCUCGGCGCACCUGUGUUGCCUGGAUCAGCACAGCUCAUCUCCUGAGGAGAGCGCAGCAGCUGCCCAAGAUUCACCUUCCACCAACUGAUCACUCUUAGCCCCACCCACACCUCCCCAUCAUCAUGGUGCUGUCACAACGACAACGAGAUGAAUUAAAUCGAGCGAUAGCAGAUUAUCUACGUUCCAAUGGAUAUGAAGAGGCAUAUUCCACUUUCAAGAAGGAGGCAGAAUUAGAUAAUAAUGAAGAAUUGGAUAAGAAGUACGCUGGCCUUUUGGAAAAGAAAUGGACCUCUGUCAUCAGAUUACAAAAAAAGGUGAUGGAGCUUGAAUCCAAACUGAAUGAAGCUAAAGAGGAAAUUACCCUGGGAGGCCCUGUCAGUCAGAAGCGCGACCCCAAAGAGUGGAUCCCACGCCCACCAGAAAGGUACGCGCUGAGUGGGCACCGCAAUCCAGUCACCCGCGUCAUCUUCCAUCCAGUCUUCAGUGUCAUGGUGUCAGCAUCUGAGGAUGCCACAAUAAAGGUUUGGGACUAUGAAACAGGAGACUUUGAACGUACACUGAAAGGCCACACAGAUUCGGUGCAGGACAUCUCUUUUGACCAGACUGGCAAACUGCUGGCAUCCUGCUCUGCAGAUAUGACUAUCAAGCUGUGGGACUUCCAAGGCUUUGAAUGCAUCAGGACCAUGCAUGGACAUGACCACAAUGUUUCAUCUGUAGCUAUCAUGCCGAAUGGAGAUCACAUUGUUUCUGCCUCAAGGGACAAAACCAUAAAAAUGUGGGAGGUUGCAACUGGCUACUGUGUGAAGACCUUCACAGGCCAUAGAGAGUGGGUCCGUAUGGUGCGGCCUAACCAGGACGGCACACUGAUUGCCAGCUGUUCCAAUGACCAGACAGUGCGGGUGUGGGUCGUGGCCUCAAAAGAGUGCAAAGCUGAACUGCGGGAGCAUGAACAUGUGGUGGAAUGCAUCUCCUGGGCACCAGAGAGUGCCCACCCCACCAUCCUAGAGGCCACAGGCUCUGAGUCGAAGAAGAGUGGUAAGCCAGGACCCUUCCUGCUUUCUGGCUCCAGAGACAAAACCAUCAAGAUGUGGGAUGUAAGCACUGGAAUGUGCCUUAUGACACUGGUUGGCCAUGACAAUUGGGUGCGUGGAAUCCUCUUCCACCCUGGCGGCAAGUUUAUUGUGAGCUGUGCAGAUGACAAGACUCUAAGGAUCUGGGACUACAAGAACAAACGCUGCAUGAAAACCCUGUGUGCCCACGAACACUUUGUUACCUCUUUGGAUUUCCACAAGGCUGCUCCCUACGUCGCCACGGGGAGCGUAGAUCAAACAGUUAAAGUGUGGGAGUGCCGCUGAUCUGGACCUUGGAGGAUUGGACCACCAUCCUAAUUACCCAGAUGCUCCUCUGGAUCCCUCCUCCCCUCCUGCCAUCUCACGUCUCCUUUCAUCCCACCUCCCACUCAUCUAACAGUCUUACCUGCACCUUGCCAUCUUCUCCGGUUGCACUUACCACCAUGGUUACUUCCCCAUCGUGCUCUCUGGUCCAAUAACUUUUGUCCUUUGUAAAUUAUUCCUGGAUGUAGAUUGAGCUAUUAAAUGUUACACAAAAAAGUAUUCUUGCAUGGUAAUCCAAAAUUGUAUACUGUAAAUUUACAUAAUGUUGUCUAGAAGUACCAUAGGUUUAACACAGGGCUGGCCGUCUGUCACACAGCCUUACCGACCAACCGAAGGCAGAUGUUUUUGACUGGGUGUAAAAUGUAGGGCACUAAAAACCAAUAAUUUAAGAAAUUACAUAAACUUUGUGUCUUUAUGUGUAAGAUUUAUUUUUGUCAAUUUUUUUUUUAUUAUUAUUAUUUAGGAUUUAUUUUCUCUGUUAUUUCUCUCCUUCACUGUUGUAGUCUGUUGGUGCCUAGCUUGGUGAAACUUUCAAGAGAUGAGGAGGCAGGAAAAGCAUAUAUGAUGCGCUAAGAUACGAUUGUUUGUGGGGCUUUGUUAUUGAAAUAAUCUGUAGCUUUAUAACGUCACUUCUCAAGUGCGCAUACCAUUUCUCUUCUUGUGGAACUAGGUAAUAUUUUAAUGGCUGUAUAUACAAAUGUUUCAAACUAUUGUCCUUGGACCUCGGGGUUUUAAAAACAGCUUUGUACUCUUGUCAUGGUGGCACAUGAACCACUGCUAGGCUUUAGAGAAAUGAUCCCAUUAUUAAAGAAUCUGCUGCAAAUGAUAAACACUUUACAAAAAAGCCAAAUGCACCUGAGCAGAGUUAAGAAAUUACACCUGUUUAUUCUCCAGCACUUGAUUAAGACUAUGGGUGUGUUUCCCUUUACAAGAUGAUUUACUGUAAACUUGCAUGUCAGACAUUUGAAUUAAACCCUCUGUAGACUUAUAACUCCCUAACCAGUCAGUCAGGGAUCGAUGUACUAUUGUAAUUAUGUAAAGUCACAGGAUGCUCAGUCGACCCGUGGUGCAAACCGAUGCCUCUUGUAAAAUAAAGCUAAGAAAGAGAACACGUGACGUUAUAGCGAGGAGUCAAAGUGAGCCCCCUGGGUUUGAUAUCUUGGAUGUGCAAAGAUCUCUUACUUCUGAGAGGUGAAAUAAAACUGCUUAAUAAAAAUGGGUUUUGGUUAAAAAAAAAAAAGUUUUCUGUGAAAAUAUGAAAUGUAAAAUUAGCUUUAGUUAUUAAGAGAUUUUGAAAUUUUGUAUUGUCACACUAAAAGGAUGAACAUGGAUGGGUAUUUUGGAUUAGUGAGGAAAUGCCCUAGCAGCUGACAUGUUAUUAAGUGAUGUGUUGAUGCUGAGGUUGGGUUUUCCUGUGAAGAGCUCUUUGCUGUGAAAGAGGUGGCGCAGCUCCUGUAUCAGAUAAUGGAGGAGUGCCAAAGCCUGAGCAGUGAGGGUCUCUGCACACAAAGCCCACAGACCACCUCACACAUAUGCAAGCAUCUUUUGUGUGGCUUUUCUCAAAUGUUAGGUUUUCGGUCUUUGUGGAGCUGGAGUUGUAAUGGGGUGAAUUUUAUGACUUGAACCAGACCAUGCUGUAUAAACCAUUCCACUUCCCUUGGAAGACAAAAAAGAAUGAACCAUCUUGCUUGUACCUGUAGCUUGCAAGGUGAUUCUUAAACCUUGCACAUCCCUGUUUUUAUUGAAUCUUUGAUCAUCCUUUCAAAGGGAUAAAAGAUACAAAAUUAAAUGAUGUUGAUAAAUGCAUAAACCUAUCAUUUCUGAGUAGCCUAUUCAUUCUAGUGCCAUUCUUGGCUCAUAAAUAAUUCCACUGCUUAACUGAUCUUAGCUUUGCCAAGUUUUCCUCUCCCUGUGUGUACUGGAUGUGAUGAUCUGCUGCUUAAGCUCCUACUAGUGGCUACUGUGAGCCUCUGACCUUUUGACACUGCACUGCUGCAUGUAAACCUGCACCAGAAGCAGAGCUGUCGGAACAGAUCACUUUUAUAUCAGCAAAUACUGGAGUCUUCACACAGAGACCAAUUGGACUGAACAAAAAGAUGACAAAGUGUCUAUUUAACGUAGUUUGACAGUUUUGUGAAAUAAACUUGUUUGCUUUGGGGAAGAGAGUUGGAUGAGAAUACGCUGUUCAUGCACUGAAAGUAUUAAGUUGCAGGUUAAAAAGCAAUUAUGUGCUGAAUUAUUUCCAACUGAGCUGAAGUGAAACAAAUGAAUGUGUUGUUUUGUUUUGUUGUUUUGCCAAAAUUGUCAAAAGUAAAUUCAUUUUCGAAAAUUUGUGAAUUACCCCACCCUUUGCCCCAUGUCGGCCAGGAUUGGCCCUCAUGUGGAGGAUAAAGUGGUAGAAAAUGGAUGGAUGAAUUGGUCUAAAAUCAUACCAUUUACAAAAUGCUAAUAAAGUUAACGUCUGUAUGCAAUGUCAGCAAAAUAGCAGGAAUAAGAUAAACAGCUGUUUGGCUCAUUGACAGUGUAUAGUAGCCCUUGUUCAGGUGUUACCUUUUAGUCCAGAUAACAGCAGACAACCGCUGCAGUAAUUCUGCCAGUGGUUUAUUCCAUGUCUGUAGUUAUUCAAGUAUGGAAUGUUGAUGUCAGAAAGUACUUGUAUCUUUGCUGAUGUGAACAUUUUCUUUCAGCUCAAAUUUAUUGUCAGCACAUGUUUGGGUAACUUUCUACUGGCCCCUGCAUGGUUGCCUGGCAACUGCUGUGCACUUGGAUGAAGCCAGACUGGUACUUGAUCUGUUUCCAAUGUCUGUGCUGAAUCCGGCUGUAGGCAUGAGGAUGGUACCUUCUCAUCUACCUCUUAUGAACAAAGUGGAUUGGCCUAUUUCCCACAGUUUCAAACUCUUCCUGUGACAUUACCGUGUCCUUGGUAGCAUUUAGUUCAGACUGCUCUGUUCUCUGGCUGUGGAAAGGCUGGUUUUGUUGUGUGUGUGAUGCCAUUUGAAGGAGGUUUACCACCUACAUCUUCUGUAAAUGCAGUGGGAUUGUGGCAGACUAGGAUGUUCCAAAGGAGAAAUCCUCUCUUUCAGGGAAUACUACUGACGUCUCUUUUUGGUGUGUCCCCUCCCUGCCCCCUUAACAGAGGUUUUCUUUCUUUUUUUUUUUUUCUUUUUCUUCCAACAAGCUGUUUCCAAUUUGGUAGAGAAACAACUGAUUUUGUAGUACUAUUUGGCAUGGCUAGUAAAGAUGCCAAUGUGUUCAAUGUUCUAGCUGAAGCCAAAAAAUGGAGACAUUUGUUAGUACAAUCUGGUUUAUCUCAUGAAAUCUGCCUCCUUCUGCUGGUCCAGCACAUUGUGACCAACCUUUAAAAGAAAAUGAUGCUCGUCUCCUCAGGAUCAUGCUAUGACAUGGCAGGCCAUUAAAUGUAAAUUCCCUUCCUUGGUUUUACUCAAGGAAGGUGCUUAAUCAAAGUUCAGGACGACGUGUGUUCUGAUUCUUUUGUAAGAAAAUGUAGAUUAUUGCAACAACACAGCAGUUAGUGUUGAAUGCCUGUGUGCGCCCUGUUGAAGAAAAAUCCCCCCUUUGCCAUUGCAGGUCCCAAGCAAUCCCUGUGCUGCUCUGGUCUGGUGUGUGAAGGGACUGACGGACAGGUUUUCACUGUCUGUUGGUCUUUUCCUCCAGCCUCACACCCACCUGUCCUGUCCUGUCCCCUGUAACCUGCCUGUGAACCACAUCUGAGGGCUUCAGACUCCACAACAAGCUCCACCAGGAGAGCUCAUGAUGUUUUCACCUCUAAGGUCUCACUCUUCACUCAGCAAAACUGUUAACAAUAUACCUGGAUGUCAUUAUCGUUUGCAAUAUAAUAAAAGACUUAAAAUCUG
Solea solea (common sole) is the source of this 5601-nucleotide messenger RNA. RefSeq names its product lissencephaly-1 homolog. The record is from RefSeq and is a predicted model, not a curated record. Gene Ontology annotation, molecular function: dynein complex binding; microtubule plus-end binding. Lineage: Eukaryota; Metazoa; Chordata; Actinopteri; Pleuronectiformes; Soleidae. The transcript is spliced from 11 exons. The coding region runs from base 455 to 1687 and encodes 410 amino acids. Gene Ontology annotation, cellular component: cytoplasmic microtubule; microtubule associated complex; neuronal cell body. Gene Ontology annotation, biological process: nuclear migration; germ cell development; retrograde axonal transport.